Ogataea haglerorum is the source of this 3564-nucleotide messenger RNA. RefSeq lists its product as uncharacterized. NCBI's taxonomy places the organism in Eukaryota, Fungi, Ascomycota, Pichiomycetes, Pichiales, Pichiaceae. The coding region runs from base 1 to 3564 and encodes 1187 amino acids. The record is from RefSeq and is a predicted model, not a curated record. The transcript has a single exon.
AUGGCUACCUUCGAAGAUGAUCCUCUCCUGUUAGACAUGGAGUUGGACUUGAAACUUGGUAGAAUUAGAACACAGGUUAACUCGAAACUUGAAAAUCAAAAACAGCUGUCUCUUGUACUUCAGGCUGUGGAUGAAAACUUGAAGGAUCAAAAGCAGAAGCAGAGUCCCGUCACAUACUUUGUCUCCUUCCUUUCUCUUCUGGAUCAGUGCUGUGAUGGUGAAAACAUAAAAGAUGGAAACCUUGCUGGUGUGGCUCUUUAUUUUCUGGACUUGGUGUCUCCGUACACGCCAAAACAGCUUUUAAGAUCAAAAUUUAGUGAAAUUGUUGCACGUCUAGCUCCCGCAUUAUCAAGCGACGAGUCUGCAGCUCCAUUGCUGAGAUCUAGUAUUGGAGUCCUUGAAAGUCUUCUUGUUGCUCAAGAGACCGGUGCUUGGAUCAAUUCGAAUAACUAUAAGAUCAGUCCAAAAAGAGGUCUUACAGGUCUGCUCCAGCUGUCUAUGGACCACAGACCAAAGGUUAGAAAGAGAGCACAAGAGGCUGUGCACAAAAUUUUGAGUACUGUUCCGGCUGGCCCUUCUCUCGAGCAUCCUGCUUCAACCCUUUGUGGUGAAUUUGCACUCAAUUCUGUCAUGAAGUUGUUGGAGAGACAACAACAAGAAAAGAAGAAUAAAGAACUCAAUACGGAAAUAAUACACAACUUGCAACUGAUUGCUGCUAUUACGAAGGCCAAUUCAUGGCCCUUGAAACAAAUACUGCCGCUUUGUGAUGUUCUUCUGGUUGUGGCCAAGACCAGUGAUCAAUACUUGGUUUCCUCCUCGUUUGAAGCUUUCGAAGGACUCUUUCAAUCUAUGAAUGACAAAGUUGACGAAGAUAAAUUUGUUCAAGUCUUGAAUGUGCUAUUUGAUCUCAAACCAGCCGUUAAUGAUCAGCAUCUGGCACCGUCUUGGCUGGCAGUUAUUGCUAGGGCUCUCAUUUCCUACUCCAAGUCUGUGGACGCAUAUAAAUGUGUUUUAAAGCUGCCAGAUGUCUUCAAGAUUGUCGGCCACUUUUUCUUGAGCGAAAAUCCCAAUGUGCGUAUUAGUGCUUCGCAAUGCCUGAUUGCAAUUAUCACUGAUUCUGUUGAUGUGAAAUACCUUCUUGAACCACCGAAGACUCUCCCCGAGGUCUUCGAGAACGUCGAAGAAAUUAUAGAACAACUUUCUGAGCUAACUAAUGAAUUCCUGACUGUCAAGUAUAGGGAAUCCGCCAAGGAAAUUUGUGAAGUCAUCAUAAGCAUUUUGGCUAAAUUUGGCUCUCGUGCCGGCCCUUACUUUACUAGCCACCUACAGAUUAUUGGAGAAUGGCGUUCUAAUGAAUUAGAAGGAUUUGAGCUUAAUCAGGUUAGUGAAAAUGUCAUUGCAGUUGCUAUCAGCUCGAUUGGGCCAGAAGAAGUUUUGAAAACGCUCCCACUGAAUCUCACCAAUUCGCAAGCUACUGGACGAGCUUGGCUACUACCGCUUCUGAGAGACAAUAUAAGGCAUGCUAGCCUUGGGUUUUACAUUUCUGAGAUUCUUCCAAACGUGGAAUUCUUUGAACAAAAAAUUGCUGAAGGAAAUCCAGAAUCUAUGAACAUUAAGAUAUUUGCCACAAUUGUGGAUCAAAUUUGGUCUCUCCUGCCUCACUUUUGUGAUCUCCCUACCGAUUUAACGCAGAGUUUCACCGACGAUUUUGCCUCUAAACUGGCAGCCCUUUUGUAUGAAAAAGCCGAUUUAAGAAACACGAUUUGUCAUGCUUUGAAGCUCCUGGUGGAAAGCAAUGUCACCUAUUCAUUGGGAGUUUUGGAGGACGUGAUUUUGGCACAGAAAUUCCCCUUAGAGGAAGCCAAAAAGAACAUCGAAUAUCUUUCGGCUACAAAGGCAUCCAAAUUGUUGUCGGUGCUAUUCAAUGUCUUCUCUCAAACUUCAAUGGCCCAGAGAGGUUUUAUUCUGGAGACAAUUGACGCCUAUUUGCAAAUCUCGAAGCCUGAGGAUCUUUCGGCCACCUUUGACAAGGUUUGCUCAAUCUUGAAGCAAGCAUUGGAUGACGAGAAGGAAACCGAUAUGAUCAAGACGGACGAGCCAGCUGCGAAAUCGAGUAUUCCAAAAUUGUCGAUUACCAUGAUGGACUUGAUAGUUUUGAUGGCUAAAUACGUCCCUGAGUCUUGCUACAAUGCGUUAUUCUCGAUCUUCAACCAGACAGUUAAAAUUGCGGAUGUUCAGAUUCAAAAGCGUUCCUACAGAAUCAUCAGUCGACUACUGGAGCCUGAUGCUGGUCAGAAAGCUGUUUUGAAUUUCAUUUCUAAUAUUUUGUCUCUUCUUCUCGAAACCACGGAAACCACCAUGACGGCUGCCAAAUCAGCGAGAUUUGCGCUGAUCCUAGAUAUCAUCAAGAUUUUACCAGCAGACAACCUGCACUUCAUUCCUGCUGUUGUCUCAGAGGUGAUCAUCAGCACAAAGAGUGUGAACGAAAAGACCAGAGAGUCUGCUUAUGAGACUCUUAUCGUCAUGGCUGCUAAAAUGGUUGAAUACGAGGGAGCCCCAGUCAAAAACUCGAUGAAUGAUCCCGAGAUGCCCGAUUCUACCGCUUCGCUUCAAGAAUUCUUCACCAUCUGCUCUGCAGGCUUGGUGGGUGCCACCCCUAACAUGAUCAGUGCUGCUAUUACCUCGCUUGCUCGCUUAGUCUAUGAAUAUCAUGCGAAACUGGAUAUCCAAUUUUUAUCCGAACUAUACCAGACAGUUGAACUAUUUUUGACUUCUAAAAACAGGGAAAUCAUCAAGGCUACACUUGGUUUUGUCAAAGUUGCGAUUUUGAGUUUGCCAGAAGAGAUGGUUGCACAGAAUAUGAAAGGUUUACUGACGAACUUGAUGACUGCCUCUCACGAGCACAAGAAUCAUUUCAAAUCGAAGGUUAAACAUAUCAUCGAGAGGCUGAUUCGCAAGUUCGGUGUCGAUCUUGUUGAAGAAUGCAUCCCCGAGGAGGACAGGAAACUCGUUGCCAAUAUUAAGAAGGCUAAGGCCAGGGCCAAGAAAAAGAAGUCACAAGCUACGGGUACAAAUGCUGCAGAGUCAGGGGUGAUGUCUGGUUACGAGGCUGCUUUGUACAGCGAUUCUGAGUCCGAGGAGGAGGAGGAGGAUCAACCUACUGGAAGGCCUCAGCAGUACAUAUCCGAAUCUAAAGAGAUGCCGCUUGAUCUGCUGGACAAACAGACACUUACUCACAUAUCGUCUUCGAAGCCAAAGAAAUUCACGAAAAAGACUUUGGAGAACGAGUUCAAGACCAAGAAUGGUAAGUUAAUCAUUGAAGAUGCGGAAGAGCAGGACGAUGUGCUCAAUAAAGACUCCAUCGAUGCCUAUGUUGAGGCCGUUAGGCAAGGACCAAUCAGGGGCCAGAAGAACAGACUAAGAUACAAGCAUAAGAAAGGAGAUGACAUUGAUUGGGACGAAGAGUCGGAUAAUGAGUCCAAAUCGAAACCAAAAACCUCCAACAAGGUUCAAAAACCUCAGCGGAAACAGAAGAAGAAGUACAAAUCUAACAGACGUUUAUAG